AUGCCAAUGCUGCAUCGGGAUGAUGCCCCGGUGGCUCGUCCCGUCGACCGGGCAGGACUUCUCAGGGCACAAAGUUGUGCUCUUUCGCCCGUAAGAUCGCACGUAAGAAGACGGGAAACCUGCCGUCGUGAGUGGGUGACUGCUUUAGCGAGCCCACACGUCAGCUUCUGCUACAACCCAAGGGCUUAUCGGAGCUUUCUUUACGGACGUUAUAAUUCAACGACUUGUCUUCGACCUGCGUGCCAUUUUUUUCUUUCCUAG
Colletotrichum costaricense is the source of this 261-nucleotide messenger RNA. RefSeq lists its product as uncharacterized. NCBI's taxonomy places the organism in Eukaryota, Fungi, Ascomycota, Sordariomycetes, Glomerellales, Glomerellaceae. The record is from RefSeq and is a predicted model, not a curated record. The transcript has a single exon. Bases 1 to 261 code for a protein of 86 amino acids.